Messenger RNA from Trametes versicolor FP-101664 SS1, 1515 nucleotides. RefSeq lists its product as uncharacterized. Lineage: Eukaryota; Fungi; Basidiomycota; Agaricomycetes; Polyporales; Polyporaceae. The transcript is spliced from 6 exons. The coding region runs from base 1 to 1515 and encodes 504 amino acids. The record is from RefSeq and is a predicted model, not a curated record.
AUGCCGGAGCUCAACUUAAUUCGCCAGUACCGCCUCGUGCGCAUCCGUGGGCGUAGUCAUUAUGUCGCGAACCCCCGGGGUAGGGAUAUCUACAGCCCGGAGCUGAGGCAGCUGUGCGAGCUGGACUCCCUCGACCGUAUGCCUGAAGCUCCGCACUUCUGUCCGAAGCGCAACUGUCAGGCGCGCACUACCUUUACAGCACAGCUGUGCUACGCUGAAGGAUGGGCUGGAGCUUGGGGUUACGUGUGCGAUUUGUGCCACGGCAUCCACUGGCCGUGGCAGCCCGGGCCCACGGAAUACGUCCUGCGCCUCAUCGAAGAAUGUCGCCACUUCGACCGCGAGGAGGAAGCCCGUCGCAAGCUGGAACGUCAGGCAGAAGCGGACAAGCGCCGACGUCAGCGCGAGGAUGACGAAGCUCGAAGGCAGGCCAAGAGGGCUAUGCGCGAGGUCAAGAAGCGCCAACGAGCCGUGGAGAAGGCUACUCGCCAGGCCGCUCAAGCUCAGAAGGCCGCGGAGCGUGCUCAACGCAAGGUUGCAGACGCGGCCAAGGUGGCAUUGAAGCGCCGCGCCGUCGCCGAGCGUCGUCAGCAGGUCUCUGACGCACUACGCAUGGAGAAGGGCCAGGUCAUGCUGGCGGAGAAUAUCAACAAUACCAGGAGCACCGCACCGACUAUCAACGCCCGGGCCGUAGCGAACGACGCUAACGCCGCCUCCAGAUUGAACAUGCGCAUCCUCGACGUGGUCGUGUGGGCUACGAACAACGCGGUGCCCACGCGAACGGAGGUCAGGGUCGACGCCAAUAAGCCUCUUUGCUUGGGGCUCUUCGGACACCUCCUCCCAGACCACGACCCCCAGGACCCCUACCCGUUCGAGUACUGGGAAACUGGCCUCCAGAACUGGCUGCCUGUCAUCGACGACCUCAUGGAUCUGGCCCUCUCUCGGGAUGCCACGGUGCUCCUCGUCCGCGUCGACACGGUCACGCGCUGCGAACAAUUCGGUCUCGAACUUCACUGCCAGCAGCAACAAGGCGCGCUGGACAUCAACAGUGUGAGCGACCUCGUCGAAGCCGCUGGACGAUACAGACAUCAAGUGAUGGCGCGGGGUGUGACUAUCCAUGGCGUCUGGAUUGUGUUCUGGCGUGACGACGACCUCCUCCCCAGCUCUCGCCUCGUCCCUCUCGAUGCGAACGCGUCGAUUCGACUCGACGAUCACUCCGACAUCGCCGCGACCAUGGCUGCUCAGGCCAGGCCGCGUUUCGAGGUCUGGUCCCAUGAAAAAACCGAGUGGAGGACUUGCGAUGUAGACGCCCCAUUCGAGGUCCCCGCGGGUACGCACACCAUGCUCGUGAGGAUCGCCAACCUCGAGGACAUGCCGCGCCUGGGGCUCGAGAUCGACAUGCUCGACGCGCCGAGGGAUAUCCCCCAGCGCGGGGCGCCUAACCCUGCUCUGGGGGUCCAUGGCAUCGAGAACGGGUUCGAGGCAUGGUCGCGUCUGUACGAAGGGUACGAGUACUAG